This is a messenger RNA of Vicia villosa (hairy vetch), 674 nucleotides long. RefSeq lists its product as uncharacterized. The coding region runs from base 119 to 385 and encodes 88 amino acids. The record is from RefSeq and is a predicted model, not a curated record. The transcript is spliced from 2 exons. NCBI's taxonomy places the organism in Eukaryota, Viridiplantae, Streptophyta, Magnoliopsida, Fabales, Fabaceae.
UUAAUAUAAAUUUCCCCAAAAGAAAAAUCAUUUUCAUUUUCUAACCAGCCGUGUCCUCUGAGAAAGAUAGCGUGAAAACAAUCUAGGGUUUGCUGCGUCUAUCAAGCUAACAUCAACAAUGGCGUUGAGACGAUUCUACAACGAGAUCAGGGGAAAGAAGGUGACCGAGAUCCCUGAACACGUCAAACCGAUGUUCUCCUUCGCUUACCUCAAGACCUCCGUCAAGCGAGGCUUGGACAACUACAGCGAAAAGUACAUCGAAACAGAUUCGAUUCAGCCUCUUCUUCAUGUCCUUUACGGCGGGAUGAUCUUCUCGUACCUCGUCGCUCUUCCCAACGAGCGUCGCCAUCUCGCUCACAAGGAGCAUGCUGAAUCUCAUCACUGAUUCAGGAUCCUUGUUGAUUUGGAGAUGGUUGGUUUAUCCUAUUUUGGUUAGAAAAAUGAAGGCAGAAAGGAUAUUGUCGAUAAAAUAAGUGAUAUUUGAUAAAACAUUCAAGUUUUUUGUCUUUUAAUUGUUAUUGAAUGUGCGCAAAACAUACUUGUACACUUUGGUUCAUGUGAUUUGAUGAUUUCAUCUUGCACCUACCCAUUUAGUUGGUAUAGUUUCAUUUAUAUGCAGAACAUUGAAAUCAAUGUUUUUCAAGACAAAAAAGUAUGCCCUUGGUUUGUUGCAA